AUGCUGCUCACUCCUCAUUCCAGGUAUGAGAAGUACCUUGUAGAAGAACCUCAAUUCCGUCCAAAGUCUGGAGAUCCUUUUGUGGAUGAGUACCUUGUACUGGUAGACCGCAUCCAGGAUCUCACCCUGAAAGCCGAGGAGGUCGCUCAGGAGAAGAAUCGAGCGCUGAAGGCUGCUCUCAAUGCCGAGCUCCGCAAGGACAAAGGGAACCUCUUGGACUCUGCCAUACCCAAGCUUGCCACCAUUGCCAAGGACAUGCGUAAGGGGUCAACACAGGAGGCGGCCCAGCUACGGGAGCAGCAGGUCCAGGAGCUGGCUCAGACCGUAGACGACAUCCCAGACGGCAUGGGAACGAUGCGCUCACCUGGAAGGCCCCUACUCGGAGGUGGCAGCGUGUAUGCACCUGGGAGCAGCAUCACCAUCAACCCUCUCAAGUUGGACGGGCGUUUCCAGAGUGCGGAGCACUACCAGCACACAGACCAGAGCAAGGCUUUCAUCUCUGAGGCUGAGCAGGCGGAACGGCGGCAGAACCAGGCUCUUGAACGGAUCGAGAAUGGGCUGGGCACGCUCAAGGAAUUGGGCACCGCGAUGGGCGAGGAGAUCCAGAGGCAUGAUGUGAUCAUCGACGAGGUCAAUGCCAAGAUGGACACGAUCACAAGCGACCUGAAAACAAACAACAUGCGCCUCAAGGGCCUAAUUACCAAGGUCCGCUCCUCCAGAAACUUUUGCAUCGACGUCAUCCUCAUCUGCGUCCUGCUGGCACUUGGGCUGUACAUCUACAUCAUGCUGAAGUAA
Messenger RNA from Auxenochlorella protothecoides, 795 nucleotides. RefSeq names its product Syntaxin-71. The transcript has 6 exons. Lineage: Eukaryota; Viridiplantae; Chlorophyta; Trebouxiophyceae; Chlorellales; Chlorellaceae. The record is from RefSeq and is a predicted model, not a curated record. The coding region runs from base 1 to 795 and encodes 264 amino acids.